Molecule: messenger RNA, 4192 nt
Organism: Scomber scombrus (Atlantic mackerel)
Lineage: Eukaryota; Metazoa; Chordata; Actinopteri; Scombriformes; Scombridae
Gene: uhrf1
Product: ubiquitin-like with PHD and ring finger domains 1
Exons: 17
Coding region: 117-2450 (777 amino acids)
Biological process (GO): negative regulation of gene expression via chromosomal CpG island methylation
Molecular function (GO): protein binding; ubiquitin protein ligase activity
Source: RefSeq, a predicted model, not a curated record
GGCACAGAGUUGGUCGUGCAAGCCCUGUGGAGAAGUUAUUGGGGGGAAAACGUGCGCGCUAUUCUUUAAACGUCAAUUUCUUGUUUUCACUCGGACGAAUAAACAGGGCAGCUGCAAUGUGGAUUCAAGUGCGCACAAUGGAUGGGAAGGAAACCCACCGGGUGGAUUCCCUGUCCAAACUCACCAAGGUGGAUGAGCUACGUCUCAAAAUUAUGGAGCUCUUCAAGGUGGAGCCUGAGAGGCAGAGGCUGUUUUACCGUGGCAAGCAGAUGGAGGACGGACACACCAUAUUCGACUAUAAUGUGGGUCUUAACGACAUAGUGCAGCUGCUUGUCAGGCAGAAGUUGCCCGUUAAUGAUGUUGCCAAAAGCAAGGACAAAGAAGCUGAACUCUCCGACUCUGAUUCUGGCUGUGGCUCAACCCAGAGCGAGUCUGACAAGAGCUCAACUCAUGGCGAGGUCGAGGGUCAGCCCGCUGGCACCUCCGCCCAAAUAAACACCCAAGAGCUCAUUGACCCGGGGUUUGGAUUUUUUAAGAUCAAUGAGUUGGUGGAUGCAAGAGACUUGAACAUGGGGGCGUGGUUUGAGGGCCAGAUCGUGAACGUUACGAAGACGGAAAAGACUCCUAAAGAGGAGACAGCUGAGGCAGAGCCAGCAGAGGAGGAGAUACUGUACCAUGUGAAAUAUGAAGAUUACCCAGAGAAUGGAGUGAUUCAGCUGCUGGUCAAGGAUGUACGUCCGAGGGCCCGUACUGUGUACCAGUGGCACCAGCUGGAGCCUGGUAUGGUCGUCAUGGUAAACUACAACCCAGAUGACCCCAAGGAGCGUGGCUAUUGGUAUGAUGCUGAGAUCCAGAGGAAAAGAGAGAGUCGCACCCAGCGUGAGAUUCACGCGAAGAUUAUCCUCGGAGAUGCGGGUGACUCUCUUAAUGACUGCCGGAUCAUGUUCCUGACCGAAAUCUACAAAAUUGAGGAGCCCGGUUCUCUAAGUGACACACCAGCUGGAACUGAGAGUCCACUUAAAAGAUCAAAUGGACCUGAGUGCAAGCACUGCAAGGACAAUCCCAAUAAAAACUGUCGCUGGUGUAACUGCAACAUCUGCGGCAUCAAGCAGGAUCCUGAUAAACAGCUGCUGUGCGACGAAUGUGACAUGGCCUACCAUACAUACUGCCUGAACCCCCCACUCACCUCCAUCCCUGAGGAUGAGGACUGGUAUUGCCCAGGUUGCCGUAAUGAUGCCAGUGAGGUUGUGCUGGCUGGAGAGAAGCUGAAAGAGAGCAAGAAGAAAGCCAAGAUGGCUUCUGCCAGCUCGUCCAGCCAGAGGGACUGGGGCAAGGGAAUGGCCUGUGUUGGUCGAACCAAGCAGUGCACCAUCGUCCCGUCCAACCACUAUGGCCCAAUACCUGGCAUCCCUGUUGGCUCCAUGUGGAAGUUCAGAGUACAGGUCAGUGAGUCUGGUGUACACAGGCCACAUGUAGCUGGGAUUCAUGGCAGGAGCAAUGAUGGUGCCUUCUCUCUGGUCUUGGCAGGAGGCUAUGAGGAUGAUGUGGAUGAUGGAAAUGAGUUUACUUAUACCGGCUCUGGAGGGCGAGACCUGUCUGGAAAUAAGAGGACUGCUGAACAAUCCUGUGACCAGACACUGACCCACAUGAACCGGGCGCUGGCUCUCAACUGCAAUGUCCCUGUCAAUGACAAAAAUGGAGCAGAGUCCAAAAACUGGAAGGAAGGCAAACCAGUUAGGGUUGUACGCAACUGUAAAGGUCGCAAGCACAGUAAAUACUGCCCUGAAGAAGGAAACAGAUAUGAUGGGAUAUAUAAGGUGGUGAAGUACUGGCCAGCCAAAGGUAAAUCUGGCUUCUUGGUUUGGCGGUAUCUGCUGAAGCGUGAUGACGAUGAGCCGGCACCAUGGACUAGAGAUGGCAAGGAGCGCAUCAAGAAGCUUGGCCUCGUUAUGCAGUAUCCUGCGGGAUAUCAGAAAGAGAAAGAGAACAAAAAUGAAGUGGAGGAGGCAGCGACACCCAACAAAGCAAAGAGGAAGAGAAAAUCUCAGGGCAGCGAAUCCACCAAGACCCCACCAGCCAAGACUCCCAAGAAAGUCAAAGUCGAGGUGUACAAGCUCACCCAGGAGCAGAAAGGACUCAUCAGGGGUGAUAAGCCAAACAAGAAGCUGUGGGACGAAGCCAUGGAGUCACUGUCUCUUGGACCGAAAUUCUUGAACAAAGUUGAAGAAGUUUUUCUCUGCAUUUGCUGCCAAGAAGUGGUCUAUCAGCCCAUCACCACAGAGUGCCAACACAAUGUCUGCAGGGAAUGCCUUCAGCGGUCCUUCAAAGCAGAAGUCUACUCCUGCCCGGCCUGCAGAUAUGACCUGGGCAAAAACUACUCGAUGACCAUCAACAAAUCCCUGCAGGACAUUCUAAAUCAGUUUUUCCCAGGGUACAGCAAUGGGCGAUGAUCAUUGGUUCUGCCUACUCUGGAGGAAACGCGAUGUAAACUGUAAGGGGGAAUUUUCAAUAGAGGCAAUAAAGAAUCAGUUUCUCUUAAUAUAUUUUUUAUGAUUAUAAAACUACAAUUUUUGUGAACUUCAGUGCUACCAUUUUUCACUUUGGAUCUGCCAUGAUGUGUAGUUAAUGAUAAAUUGAAAAUUCCUUCAUAACUGCCUGUACCAUUACUCCGUUUAAUACCUUCAACCGUGAUUUUACUCCCAUCGUUUUGUUCCAUUAACUAAUGCUAAUAUUAUCCAUGACAUAAAAUUUGUUACCUAACUAAAAUCCCUCCAGUUAAAGGCUAGCACUCCUUCACAGUUCAGUUUGUUGAGGAGGUGAUCAUUUUGUACAAAGCUAUAAUUAGCACAUGGGUCUUAUAUGAUCUACUGUUAGCUUGGAUGUGGUUGAUCAUCAUUUUGGUGCAGUUUAAAAACAAAAAAAGAAGAAAUCUAAUGGUGAAGUCAGGAUUUUCAAUAGUCAGCAUUCACAGCUGAACUGGAUUCUCCGUUACGCAUCUCCUCUAGCUGUUACCAGUCUGUACUCCCUUUUUUUUUGUUUUUUUUGUUUACUUAAAUGUCCCUCUUGAUUUGUCUGUGUUAAUACAACUUGAUUUGCUGCUCAGAAAUCAAUUGACAAACUAUCAAGAAAAUGUGGUUCUGAUGGACUAAUGUGAGUUUGUCCAGGCAUGAUCAGAUGAUUGAAACUGCACCAACAUGAAAAGCAAACAAAGCUUUUUAUUUUAUUUUUUAAGAAAUGAGGCCUUUUGAAUCUAAAGCUGCUCUAUAAAAUGUAAAUGUGACCAAACAUACAAACACAACCAAACCAGUUCCGUAAAGUUUUGUUUUUCUCCACUUCGGUCUGCGAGGAAGUGUCUAGUCUGAGAACAGUGUCAUCAAAUUUGAGGUGAAUUUUCUAACGUGUAUUGGUUAAGAUUUUUUUUCACAUAGCAAUCUUAUAUUUGUGUAUGAAGUUUCAUUCAAGUUUAAAAGUUCCUAUGAAUUUUGUAGUCUUGAAAGCCAAACAUGCCAGAUUUUUAAGACCAUUUUAUUCUGUGGCGUAAAUUUGGAUUUCCCGUUUUGAAAAAGUUAACUUUGAUAGUCCAAAGAGAGAAAAUUGCUUAACCAAGAGUGUAAUGUAGAACUCCCCUCUAUCUAGCUCUUUAGAAGACGUCCCUGACACGCAAACCUAUAGGAGUCUAGAAACUUAUUUGUAUUUUUCGCUAAAAAUAAAAUGUACUUCCAUCUUUUUUUUUCUUUCUUUUUUUUUUUUGUUAAUCUAUUACGGCCAUCUGGGGGGUUGUCCAGUCAGAUUUGUCUCCUGUGGUCACUUGUAAUACCCGACCUUCAUUUUAAAACCAGCUAAUGAUUGCAUUAAUGAAGUGUUGAAAUGUUUAGGAAUUUUAUCACACUGCUCUUGGAAUUGGAUAUUGAAUCAACUAAAUUAUCAGAAUUAGUUCAUUUUGAUUUAGCUUUUAAUUUCAUUUUAUGAAAUUUUCUGUUAAAUUUCAACAGCAGUGUGUGAUGAUGUCUUCCACAUGACAGCACUUUGAGUUUGAUCAAGAGACAAAGAUUUGCAUAGACUGGGAAAUGUAUAUUUUCUGAAAUUGUAUAAUUUUAGUCCGUUUUAGUUUUGAUACGUAGUUUUAGAAUUGCUUGCACAUGUUUAGUGCAAAAAUGUGUUAAUACAUUUUUCAGUGUUAUUCAAUAAAAGA